AUGUCUUAUCUUGUUGGUCUUGCCUUCUCCUUUAGAGACCGCCUUGCUGCUGCUGCUGCAGAUGCAGGGGCCCGGGAGCUGCCAGCAGAGGAGACAGCGCUGCUGCAGCGCAACAGAAUGUUGCUGCAGCUUUAUAUGGCUCAGGAUCAGAAGGAAGCAACGCCCGCAGCAGCAGCAGCAGCAGCUGCUGCUGCUGCUGCUGCGGGGGGCGCGACUCCAGCCACCCAAUUCAACCUCAACCAAGAACCUGCAGCAGCAGCAGCAGCUGCAGCAGCUGCAGCAGCAAGCCCGCGUCUUUCAGGGGGUCCUCUGUCUGGGGGCCCCUCUUUCGAUUCCGGGGCUGGCGCUGGUGCUGGUGGGGCCCCGUGUAUGGCAGCAGCAGCUGCUGCUGCUACUGCAGCAGCAGCAGCAGCAGGAUAUAAGGAGGAGCUGCUGCAGGUUGCUGGAGUGGGCCUUGUAGACUUUACUCUACCAGACGGAGUGAAGUUUGAUAAAAGUAAGUUAGCCUUCCGCUGUCUCUGGAGAGAAGGAACAGCACCAGUUCGGCAGCAGCAGCAGCAGCAGCAGCAGCGGCAGCAGCAGCAGCAGCACGACGAGCAGCAGCACGAACUGCAGCACCACGAGAUGCAUCAGCACGAGCACCAACAACACUACCAGCAGCAGCAGCAGCAGCAGCAGGGAAUGGCCUCCCCUAAGACCCCAGCAACUGGGGGAAAGUGGCUGGGGGGCCCCUCACCAGGCAGCAGCGGGGUGAAGCAGCAGAGCCUGCAGCAGCAAAACCGCAGCAGAACCUUCAGCUGCCGCAAGUAUGGUCUAUAUCAAAGCAAAAUAUUAGCAAUUCAGGCCCGUCUAGCUUCUGAGUUGCUGACCCCACAACCACCUGCUCCGUCUCGGAGUCGGAUCCCAGCCCUUGCUGCAGUUGUGUUUGGUUUGCUGCCGCUUCCUGAGCCUCGAGACUCUGCUGUGCAUGCAGUAGAAGGAGAGCCUCUAGCCCCAGGAGACAGAUUGCUGCGGCAGCAGCGCUGGCAUUUGCUGCUGCAGCAGGGAGGUUGGAGGGGAGGCUGCCCCCAUCCCCACUUUGCUGAAGCAGCAGCAGAAGCAGUUGAGGCACUGGGCGGAGAGGCCGCAGUGCAGCACAGAAUCAGCAACAAACGAAAGAGACACACGAGCGCAACCCCCAAACCAGCAGCAAAUCAUCAUCACCACCAGCAACUGCAGCAGCUGCAGCAGCAGCAGCAGCAGCAGCAAGAAGGCAAUCAAACAGGCCAUUUAGGCUCCAGCUUGGGGUCAGAAGACACCUCUUCUGUACCCUCGUCAGCAACGAAUGAACAUCCUGCUGCUGCUGCUGCUUGGGGGGGGGGCCCCUGCUUCCCUCAAGGGGGGCCCCCCGUUAGCCCUUUGGAUUGCGGGAGCUGCUGGGUGUUGCAGCCUCGAGAACCGGGGGAGCCGUCAGCAGCAGCUGCAGCAGGAGGAGGUGGAGCAGCAGGAGGAGCAGCAACAGCAGCAGCAGCAAGUGCUGCUGCUGUUGCUUCAUUAGGUUCUCGUUCUUUAUUGAGUUGUGUCUGGGAAGAAAAUGCAAAUCGCUGGAGAGUGACUAUAGGCGAAGCAGAAGAGGCAAGGGCUUGCAGCAGCGGGGGCCCCUCAGGGGAGGGGGGCCCCCAAGGCCCUUCUUCUACGGGGCCCCCGGGGCCCCCUGGGGCCUCGGGUGUACGCUGCAUUGUAAAGAGAAGCUGCUUCUUUUACUCUGAAGCAGAUAUCUUGAAGAAGAAAGCUUCCUUGCUGCAGGCUAGGCGGUGGGCUGCUACUCAGCUGCUGCUAGGGGAGCAGCUCUGUGUCUUAGGGGCCCCCGUAAGAGGUACUGAGACAGCAGUUGAGUUUCUGCAGAGGGCCCCCUGGGUAUGGGGAGCUGCAGAAGAAGCAGAUGUUGCUGCGCUCUCCAGAUUGGGGCCCCAGCAGCUCCGUGCUGUCGCACACAACGCAGAAGCUGAAGGAGCAGCAGGAUUCCCUGCUGCUGCUGCUGCUGCUGCUGCUGCUGCUGCUGCUUCCGUGUCUCCGAACGCAGCCUUUCUCCCACCCAACAGCAGGGGCUCUGCCUCUCACCCCCAUUUCAACGCCAGCCCAGAGGGUACAAUGGCGAUAGGGCCCCAGGGGGGGCCCCCAGGGGGCCCCCCAGGGGCCCCGCAUGUAGUUGCAGCUGAGGGUACUGCCUGGGGUGACUGGAAUAGUUCACAAGGUUGCAUGCAGCAGGGGGCCCCUUUCGGGGCUAUGGGGGCCCCUUGGGGGCCCCCGUUAGCAGAUACAGCGUUGGAGGAGGGAGGGGGAGGGGGGCCCCUGGGGGGCCCUUGUGGGGCCCCCAGCGGUUUGGGUAAGAAAGGCAAGCAGCGCACGCGUCCUUAUCGUUCUGCUGCUCCUUUAGAUGAAGCAGCAGCAGAAAGACAGCGCUCUCAGAAAGCUGCUGCUGCUCGUGUGCGGUGGAUGCGGUACCGGCUGCAGCAGGAAGCAGAGGCGCAGCAGCUACCAGCAGCAGUUGCUGCUUUAGGAGAUAAAACAAAUGUACAGCCUAACACACUUAACUCCAUCCCUGCUUUUUUCCCUAUGUAA
Eimeria acervulina is the source of this 2601-nucleotide messenger RNA. RefSeq lists its product as hypothetical. Bases 1 to 2601 code for a protein of 866 amino acids. The transcript has 2 exons. The record is from RefSeq and is a predicted model, not a curated record. NCBI's taxonomy places the organism in Eukaryota, Apicomplexa, Conoidasida, Eucoccidiorida, Eimeriidae.